Laetiporus sulphureus 93-53 is the source of this 687-nucleotide messenger RNA. RefSeq lists its product as uncharacterized. Gene Ontology annotation, biological process: regulation of transcription by RNA polymerase II. NCBI's taxonomy places the organism in Eukaryota, Fungi, Basidiomycota, Agaricomycetes, Polyporales, Laetiporaceae. The record is from RefSeq and is a predicted model, not a curated record. Bases 1 to 687 code for a protein of 228 amino acids. The transcript is spliced from 3 exons. Gene Ontology annotation, cellular component: core mediator complex; mediator complex. Gene Ontology annotation, molecular function: transcription coregulator activity.
AUGUCUGCAAUCCUCCUGGAGCCGCUCGAGCACCUGUCCUCUCUCUCCCAGCAGCUCUUCCGCUCGCUCGGGCUGCCCGCCUCCAAGCCGCCCCCGCCGCCCUUCCCGCCUGCUAGCGCGCUCCUUGCCGCAGAUGCCGCGCUCGCUGACGCGGUGCAGCGUGCGCGCGCGCACCAGGUACGCCAACGGCGCAUCGAGGCGCUCAAGGAGGAGGUGCUCGCGCUCGAGCGCCGCUGGCGCGCGAUCGUGAGCGAACUCGAGGAGGGACGGCGCGAGCUUGAGGAGGUCGUGCGCGAGGGCGAGGUGCGGACGAAAGCUAUCGAGGAGGCGAAGGCAGCUGCGGUACUGUACCCGGAGCUCCUCACGUAUGCGCAUAAGAUCUCCUCCUUCACCUCCGCCCCACCCAACAUGCCCGAACCAUCCAUGCCCGGCCAGCCCCCACCGCCGCUCUUCUUCCCGCCCUUCCCGAACGAGGAGAAGAUGCGUCGCGGCCGCAUGAACGACGAGGAGCCGCUUGGGCUCCUGGGCGAGACACACUCCGUCGGAAAGCCCCCGACGGUACAACCCAAAUCUGUCGAGAUGCCUCCGCACCUCGCGGGCCCUGGUGCGCAUCCAUACCGCCCGGAACUUCGUCAUCCACAGCAGGAGUUCUUCGACUUCGACUUGGACCUUAACCCCGACCUAUGA